Syngnathus typhle (broad-nosed pipefish) is the source of this 3939-nucleotide messenger RNA. RefSeq names its product crumbs cell polarity complex component 1 (gene crb1). NCBI's taxonomy places the organism in Eukaryota, Metazoa, Chordata, Actinopteri, Syngnathiformes, Syngnathidae. Gene Ontology annotation, molecular function: calcium ion binding. The record is from RefSeq and is a predicted model, not a curated record. Gene Ontology annotation, biological process: establishment or maintenance of epithelial cell apical/basal polarity; heterophilic cell-cell adhesion. Gene Ontology annotation, cellular component: protein-containing complex; plasma membrane.
AUGAUGAUGCACUUUGUGUUUUGUUACAACCUUCUGACUUACCUUAUCACAAUUGGAAUAUAAAACUUCUCAUUAUCACGUGUGUGUAUAGGUGCGUCUCCUUUGGGCCAACCUCUAUGCUCACCAAAUCCUUGCCAAAACCAAGCCUUGUGUCAAAUCCGCGAGGACGGCUACGCCUGCUUCUGCGUGCCGGGCUUCCAGGGUUCUCACUGUCACAUCGAUGUCAACGAAUGCGUCUCCCGGCCCUGCGCAAACGGAGGCACCUGUGUUGACAGAGUGGGCCGAUACUCCUGUCUGUGUGCCGCUGGCUUCACUGGGCCCACUUGUGAGGUCUCCAUCGAUGAGUGUCGAUUCCAGCCGUGUCUCAAUGGCGGCAGUUGCCACGACAACGCGGGUGGCUGGCUUUGCACCUGCCCGCCCGGUUUCCAAGGCCACCGUUGUGAAAUCGACAUUGAUGAAUGCCAAGACAAGCCAUGCCCAAACGGGGCUCCCUGUAUAGAUGGACACAAUGGAUAUAGCUGUGACUGCUCACAUGGUGGACAUUGUGAGAGGCCGAAACAACAAUGCCACUCUCAACCGUGUUUCAACAGUGCCACCUGUAUGGAAAGUCAGGGUCAUUACACCUGUCAAUGCUUGCCAGGGUUCAAGGGGACACUCUGUGAAAUCGACAUCAACGAGUGCGGCAGUAACCCGUGUUUGAACGGAGGCCGCUGCAUCGAGAGGUCGUGGCGGGUCCUUUUCGGUAUCGAGCCACUGCUACCCGAACGCUACGACCCGCAGCACGCUGCGGGCUACAUUUGCAGCUGCCCUCCGGGAACAACAGGUUCCCUCUGCCAGGAGCUAAUAGACCACUGUGAUGCCAACCCGUGCCAGAAUGGGGGCAAGUGCGAGAGCCAUGACGGGGGCUACACGUGUCACUGCAGCAAACAACGUAGCAAAGGCUAUCUCUACGGAGGUGCCAACUGCCACGUGAGGCUGGUGGGUUGUGACGCCCACGAGUGCCAGAACCAAGGCUCCUGCAAUCCCUUCCUUCUGGACGGAACUCACGGCUACACGUGCUCCUGCUCAGCUGGACACAGCGGUCCGCUCUGCAAGACCCCCACCGCCUUCUCGUUCGAACGUAGCGGCUACCUUCUGCUCCAGAGCCCCUUUGUGGAUGCUGAGAUCUCUUGCAAUAUCACCCUCAGCUUCAAGACCGCUUUGCCCCGGGCUGUGUUGUUCCAGCGGAGCAUUAGGGGUCUUCUGCUAUGCCUGGAGCUGCAAGAGGGCCAGCUUCACCUCACGCUUCGAAGGCAAACCGCCGCCGAGCUCCAAGUACUGAGUCGAAUCGGAGCUUUGGAGCUGUCGCACGCGGUCGCCGACGGAGAGUGGCAUACGGUCGAGGCGGUGCUCACAAACCGGGUGCUCGCUUUGAGACUCUCGAGUGAUGCGGCGACAUGCGAAAGGCAGCUAUGCUAUAAGGUAGCACCGGUCCAGAAUCACAUGGACGGCUCGGCGUCGCUCCCUCAGAACACCUUCAUCGGAGGGGUGCGAAAGGAUCCCGGCGAGGACUCCUCAAUUCCGCCAUUUAUCGGUUGCAUGCGGGACGUCUUGGUGGACUGGCAAUUGAUUGUCCCCGAGGAGUGGCUGAGCGACUCGGCUGUCAACGUGUCGCCUGGCUGCAGCCACCGAGACCGCUGCGAGGAUGCCCCUUGCCAAAACCGUGGACUGUGUGUCAACUUGUGGCAGAGCUACCGGUGCCAGUGCCCAAGGCCUUACAUGGGCCAAGACUGCGAAGAGGAACAUGUGAGCGCUCGCUUUGGGAGCGAGGACUCGCUGAGCUACGCCGUCUUCAACGUCACCACGGACGAGCUGGGCGAAGGCCUCUCGAUGUCUCUCUUCCUCCGCACGCGGAAGCCCGGCGGCCUCCUGCUGGCAGUGGGCAACGGCAGCACGCGCCACCUCCACGUGUGGCUGGAGGACGGCGUGGUCACGGCUCAGCUGGGAGACAUGGAGAGCCUGAGGGGAGAGAGCGCGCUCAAUGACGGCCAAGUUCAUUUUGUGAACGUGGAGGUGGCCGGGGGCCGAAUGACGCUGCACGUGGAGGCUCACAAACAAGCCGAAGCCCAGGUCAGGACUUACGGCGUUCGAGCAGGAGAUAGCGUCUAUGUCGGAGGUCUGCUGGACAGCCACGCUGCUGCCGUUUGGGGGGGGCAUUUUAAAGGAUGCAUCCAAGACCUGCAGAUCAAUGACAGGAGAUUGGAGUUUUUUGCUUUGGACACUUUGGUGACAACAUUCCCUUUGCAACUCAUGGAGAAUGUGACUGCUGGCUGCUCCGGUGACAACACCUGCAGUAGGAACCCUUGUCUCAACGGGGGAAUGUGUUACACCACGUGGGACGAUUUCACUUGCGCUUGCCCACCCAGCACAGCAGGGCGGCACUGUGAAGACGUCAGAUGGUGCCAAUUGUCUCCGUGCCCUGCGGAUGCUGAGUGCAAGAUAGUCCACCAAGGAUAUGAAUGUCACACCAAUGCAACUUUCCUGAAUGACUCCACUGUGCUGGUCUACAGAGGAAAUGGACACAUAUUGCGCAACCUAACCAACCUCUCUUUCAACCUGCGCACUCGGAAACGUAGCGCGGCCAUCCUCCACGCGGAGAAGGAUUCUGCCUCCGUCACGCUCUCUGUCCAAGACGGCUUCCUCUUCAUGGAUCUUCAGAGCUCCACCGGAGACGCAGAGGAAAACAAGUCCGCUGUCAGCCUCAACAGCGUGAGAUCUGUCAGCGAUGGCGAGUGGCACGCUGUCCACUUGUUCAUGACUGCCCCGUGGGCUAAUACAUCUCAGUGGACUCUGGUGCUGGACGAUGAAGUCGACGAAGCCGUGACUUCCACGGGUCAAGGGGGCAACCUGGACUUCCUCAGGGAGGGAGUAGACAUCUUCCUGGGAGGUUUGACCACCGACGUUGGAUGGUCGCUGGCAGGGUGCCUGGGCACGGUGGAGCUAGGCGGGAUCGCUCUGUCUUACUUCAGCUCUUCCCAGGUCAACCUUCCGCAAUUACAGAAGGAGAAAUUCAUCCAGACGUCCCUCGACCCUCCGCUGGUCGCUUGCAGCGGGGCGUCGGUGUGCGCGCCCGACCCGUGCUUGAACGGAGGAGAGUGCCGAGACUUCUUCAACUACUACAACUGCAGCUGCGCCGAGGGCUGGGCAGGGCGGCACUGCGGCUUCUUGGCCGACCCCUGCGCCUCCGGACCUUGUCUCCACGGCAACUGCAGCAUCGACGGGCUGACCUACCAAUGCUCUUGUGAACCGGGAUACGACGGAAUGCACUGUGAGGAGGAAGCGGACAUCUGUGAAAAGCAUCUGUGUGCAAACGGAGGCACCUGCUUGCGUGGACUUGACCGAUACGCCUGUCUGUGCCCUGAGAACUACACCGGACCGCUUUGCAAUGAACGGGUUGAAGAAAUUCCUUGGUACAUUGUUGUCAAAAAUGUGCGGCCCAACCUUCCUGUUUCUGUGUGUGGAGAUGACUUGAAAAACUACACUUGCUUCAACGGCGGCAAUUGUACCGAGCGCGACUUGUCGUGCGACUGCCCGCCUGGCUUUGCUGGACACCGGUGUGAGCAGGAGAUAGACGAAUGCAAGUCCAACCCGUGUCUGAACGGAGGCUACUGCCGCAACUUGAUCAACAAGUUCCUGUGCGUGUGCGACAUGAGCUACGCCGGCGACACAUGCCAGACGGACUUGACCUCAGAAGGCGUGACCUCUGACCUACUACUGGCCAUCAGCCUGGUGUCCGUCAUCCUGCUGCUGGUUGUGAUGCUGACUUCGGUGGGACUGGUGGUGGCGCUGAACCGCCGAGCCACCCACGGCACCUACAGCCCCAGUCGGCAGGAGAAGGACGGAUCUCGCGUGGAGAUGUGGAGCGUCACCCAGACUCCACCUAUGGAGAGGCUCAUCUGA